AUGAUCCGAAUCUUUCCGGAUUUCAGCGUGCAGGUGACGGCCGCGGCGGCCGGCGGGGCGGCCGCGGGGGUGCCGGCCAGCGCGGGCAUGGGGAGGGCCGGCGCCGCGGCCAACGGCACCCCGCAGAACGUCCAGGGCAUCACCUCCUACCAGCAGCGAAUAACUGCCCAGCAUCCUCUGCCCAACCAAUCAGAAUGUAGGAAAAUCUACAGAUAUGACGGAAUCUACUGUGAAUCUACCUACCAGAAUUUACAAGCAUUGAGAAAGGAGAAGUCCCGGGAUGCUGCUCGCUCCCGCCGGGGAAAAGAAAACUUUGAGUUCUAUGAAUUGGCCAAGUUGUUGCCUCUUCCUGCAGCCAUCACUAGCCAGCUUGACAAGGCCUCCAUCAUUCGACUUACGAUCAGCUAUCUGAAAAUGAGGGACUUUGCUAACCAGGGGGACCCUCCGUGGAACUUGCGAAUGGAAGGUCCUCCCCCUAACACGUCGGUAAAAGGGAUACAAAUGUGGAAAUCUGAACUCUGCAUGAGAAAGACACCAUGUGAAGUUAUAGGUGCACAACGAAGGAGAAGCCCCAGUGCACUGGCCAUUGAAGUAUUUGAAGCACAUUUGGGAAGUCACAUUUUGCAGUCCCUGGAUGGCUUUGUAUUUGCACUAAAUCAAGAAGGAAAAUUUUUGUACAUUUCUGAAACAGUCUCCAUCUACCUAGGCCUCUCACAAGUGGAGCUGACAGGCAGCAGCGUCUUUGACUAUGUCCACCCCGGGGACCACGUGGAGAUGGCAGAGCAGCUGGGCAUGAAGCUCCCGCCUGGGCGGGGCCUCCUCUCGCAGGGUGCGGCCGAAGAUGGAGCCAGCUCAGCAUCGUCCUCCUCCCAGUCAGAGACCCCAGAGCCAGUGGAAUCAACCAGCCCCAGUCUGCUAACCACUGACAACACCCUUGAGCGUUCCUUUUUCAUCCGAAUGAAAUCUACUCUGACCAAACGCGGCGUGCACAUCAAAUCAUCAGGAUAUAAGGUGAUUCACAUAACGGGCCGGCUACGACUGAGGGUGUCGCUGUCCCACGGGAGGACCGUCCCCAGCCAAAUCAUGGGUCUCGUGGUUGUGGCUCAUGCCUUGCCUCCCCCUACGAUCAAUGAAGUCAGAAUUGACUGCCAUAUGUUCGUCACUCGAGUAAAUAUGGACCUCAAUAUCAUUUACUGUGAAAAUAGGAUUAGUGAUUAUAUGGAUCUGACCCCUAUAGACAUUGUAGGGAAGAGAUGCUACCACUUCAUCCACGCCGAAGACGUCGAGGGCAUCAGGCACAGUCACCUGGACUUGCUGAAUAAGGGCCAGUGUGUGACAAAGUACUAUCGUUGGAUGCAGAAGAAUGGAGGCUAUAUUUGGAUACAGUCUAGUGCCACCAUAGCCAUUAAUGCCAAGAACGCAAAUGAGAAGAAUAUCAUCUGGGUGAAUUAUCUUCUGAGCAACCCCGAGUACAAGGACACGCCAAUGGACAUCGCACAGCUCCCCCACCUGCCGGAGAAAACCUCAGAAUCCUCGGAGACCUCCGACUCUGAGUCAGACUCUAAAGACACCUCAGGUAUUACAGAGGACAAUGAGAACUCCAAGUCCGACGAGAAGGGGAACCAGUCCGAGAACAGCGAAGACCCGGAGCCCGACCGCAAGAAGUCGGGCAACACGUGCGACAACGACAGGAACUGCAACGACGACGGCCACAGCUCCAGCAACCCGGACAGCCGCGACAGCGACGACAGCUUCGAGCACUCGGACUUCGAGAACCCCAAGGCGGCCGAGGACGGCGGCGGCUUCGGCGCGCUGGGCCCCAUGCAGAUCAAGGUCGAGCGCUACGUGGAGAGCGAGUCGGACCUGCGGCUGCAGAACUGCGAGUCGCUGUCCUCGGACAGCGCCAAGGACUCGGACAGCGCGGGCGAGGCGGGCGCGCAGGCGUCCAGCAAGCACCAGAAGCGCAAGAAGAGGCGGAAACGGCAGAAGGGCGGCAGCGCCAGCCGCCGGCGCCUGUCCAGCGCGUCGAGCCCCGGCGGCCUGGACGCGGGCCUGGUGGAGCCCCCGCGGCGGCUGUCCUCCCCCAGCAGUGCCUCGGUGCUCAAGAUCAAGACGGAGAUCUCGGAACCCAUCAACUUCGACAACGACAGCAGCAUCUGGAACUACCCGCCCAACCGGGAGAUCUCCCGGAACGAGUCGCCCUACAGCAUGACCAAGCCCCCCAGCUCCGAGCACUUCCCGUCCCCGCCGGGCGGCGCGGGCGCCGGGGGGCUGCACGUGGCCAUCCCCGACUCGGUCCUCACCCCGCCCGGCGCCGACGGCGCGGUCGCCGCCGCCGCCGCCGCCCGCAAGACUCAGUUCGGCACCUCGGCCCCCACGACCUUGGCCCCCGUCGCCUCCGACCCGCUGUCGCCCCCGCUGUCGGCGUCCCCGCGGGACAAGCACCCCGGAGGCGGGAGCGGCGGCGGCAGCGGGAGCGCCGGGGGCGGCCCCGGUGCGUCCAACUCCUUGCUGUACACUGGGGACCUGGAGGCGCUGCAGAGGUUGCAGGCGGGCAACGUCGUGCUCCCGCUGGUGCACAGGGUGACCGGGACCCUGGCGGCCACCAGCACGGCCGCGCAGAGGGUCUACACCACGGGCACCAUCCGCUACGCGCCCGCCGAGGUGACCCUGGCCAUGCAAGGCAACCUGCUGCCCAACGCGCACGCUGUUAACUUCGUGGACGUUAACAGCCCGGGCUUCGGCCUCGACCCCAAGACGCCCAUGGAGAUGCUCUACCACCACGUGCACCGGCUCAACAUGUCGGGACCGUUCGGCGGCGCCGUGAGCGCGGCCAGCCUGACGCAGAUGCCCGCCGGCAACGUGUUCACCACGGCCGAGGGACUCUUCUCCACGCUGCCCUUCCCCGUCUACAGCAACGGCAUCCACGCGGCACAGACUCUGGAGCGCAAGGAGGACUGA
Molecule: messenger RNA, 2961 nt
Organism: Hippopotamus amphibius kiboko
Lineage: Eukaryota; Metazoa; Chordata; Mammalia; Artiodactyla; Hippopotamidae
Gene: NPAS3
Product: neuronal PAS domain protein 3
Exons: 13
Coding region: 1-2961 (986 amino acids)
Biological process (GO): regulation of transcription by RNA polymerase II
Molecular function (GO): protein dimerization activity; DNA-binding transcription factor activity, RNA polymerase II-specific; RNA polymerase II transcription regulatory region sequence-specific DNA binding
Source: RefSeq, a predicted model, not a curated record